Molecule: messenger RNA, 5259 nt
Organism: Fukomys damarensis (Damara mole-rat)
Lineage: Eukaryota; Metazoa; Chordata; Mammalia; Rodentia; Bathyergidae
Gene: Sema6d
Product: semaphorin 6D
Exons: 20
Coding region: 619-3840 (1073 amino acids)
Biological process (GO): axon guidance; neural crest cell migration; negative regulation of axon extension involved in axon guidance
Molecular function (GO): chemorepellent activity; semaphorin receptor binding
Source: RefSeq, a predicted model, not a curated record
CCGUCCGCGUUCCCGAGCGGGGCCACCCCUUUCCACCCUCCCUGCGUCUCCUCCCCUGCGGCGGCCGAGCUGCCCACCUCCCUCCGGGCGCCCCGAUCCUCCUCCCGGGCUACUCUCCUCGGCAACUUUCCGCGCUUUGUUCUCCGGCUGCAAAUGCGUUGCGGAAGCUUCUCGGACAGGGUCUCCGCCAAGCGGCCAGAGCUGCGCGCUGAGACGUGUGACGCGCUCAUCUCCCCAUCAAUUAUGGAUGGAAACAAAUCCGGAACAGUCGGUGCCGCUUGAGCCCCUCUCCGGAGCCGGCCGGGGUGUCCUGCAGCCGGGAGGGAACCGCGGCGCGCGGGUCAUGGUGCCUUUCGGGGAAGGGAAGUAAUCUCCUGGUCUCUGGCAUCUUGAGGAUCUUCCUUAAAGUGGGACCGUUGUAGUCUGAGAACUUUGCAUGCGAAUAAUUCCCCUGCUGAAAACAUUCCUCUCAAGGAUUUGCAGAUUCUUCCUGCCCCUGCUCAACCUCACUUUGAUGUACGUGUAGCAUAAAAUGCUUCCAUUUAUAACUUCUGUGGCAAAUCAAGAGCUAAGUGGGAUUUCUAAGGCUCGGCUGCUCUGACGUCGUCCUGGCCCGCCAUGAGGCUCUUCCUGCUUUGUGUCUACAUGCUACUCCUGAGGAUUUCCCAGGCUAGGGCAGUCAGCUUUCCGGAAGAUGAUGAGCCCCUUAACACUGUUGACUACCACUAUUCAAGGCAAUAUCCGGUUUUUAGAGGACGCCCUUCAGGCAAUGAAUCGCAGCACCGGCUGGACUUUCAGCUGAUGUUGAAAAUUCGAGACACACUUUAUAUUGCUGGCAGGGAUCAAGUUUACUCAGUAAACUUAAAUGAAAUCCCCAAAACAGAAGUCAUACCAACCAAGAAGCUGACAUGGCGAUCCAAACAGCAGGAUCGAGAAAACUGUGCUAUGAAAGGCAAACAUAAAGAUGAAUGCCACAAUUUCAUCAAAGUAUUUGUUCCAAGAAACGAUGAGGUGGUUUUUGUUUGUGGUACAAAUGCAUUCAAUCCUAUGUGCAGGUACUAUAGGCUGAAUACCUUAGAGUAUGAUGGGGAAGAAAUUAAUGGCCUGGCAAGAUGCCCAUUUGAUCCCAGACAAACCAAUGUUGCCCUUUUUGCUGAUGGGAAGCUGUACUCUGCCACGGUGGCUGACUUCUUGUCCAGCGAUCACGUUAUUUAUCGGAGCAUGGGGGAUGGAUCCGCCCUUCGUACAAUCAGAUAUGAUUCCAAAUGGAUAAAAGAGCCACACUUCCUUCAUGGCAUAGAGUACGGAAACUACGUCUAUUUCUUCUUUCGGGAAAUUGCCGUAGAACACAAUAAUUUAGGCAAGGCUGUCUAUUCUCGAGUGGCUCGCAUAUGUAAAAAUGACAUGGGUGGCUCCCAGCGGGUCCUGGACAAACACUGGACCUCGUUUCUGAAGGCUCGGCUUAACUGCUCUGUCCCUGGAGAUUCCUUCUUCUACUUUGAUGUUCUGCAGUCUAUCACAGACAUCAUACAAAUCAAUGGUGUUCCCACUGUGGUCGGGGUGUUUACCACACAGCUCAACAGCAUUCCUGGUUCUGCGGUCUGUGCAUUUAGCAUGGAUGACAUCGAAAAAGUAUUCAGAGGACGAUUUAAAGAACAGAAAACCCCAGAUUCUGUUUGGACAGCAGUCCCUGAAGACAAAGUACCAAAGCCAAGGCCCGGCUGCUGUGCAAAACAUGGCCUCGCCGAGGCGUACAAAACCUCCAUCGAAUUCCCCGAUGAGACCUUGGCCUUCAUCAAAUCCCACCCGCUGAUGGACGCUGCCGUCCCCCUCAUUGCUGACGAGCCCUGGUUCACCAAGACGCGAGUCCGGUACCGACUGACGGCCAUCGCAGUGGACCACUCGGCAGGGCCGCACCAGAACUACACAGUCAUCUUUGUUGGCUCUGAGGCCGGCGUGGUGCUCAAAGUGCUGGCAAAGACCACGGCUUUCUCUCUGAAUGACAGCGUGUUACUGGAAGAGAUCGAAGCCUACAACCACGCCAAAUGCAGCGCUGAGAAUGAGGAAGACAGAAAGGUCCUCUCAUUGCAGCUGGACAAGGGCCAUCACGCGCUGUACGUGGCUUUCUCUAGCUGUGUCAUCCGCAUACCCCUCAGCCGCUGUGAGCGGUAUGGAUCGUGUAAAAAGUCCUGUAUCGCAUCGAGGGACCCGUACUGCGGCUGGUUAAGCCAGGGCACCUGCGGGAGAGUGACCCCAGGAAUGCUCGCCGGAGGGUACGAGCAGGACACAGAAUACGGCCACACGGCCCACCUAGGGGACUGCCACGAAAUUUUGCCUACUUCAACUACACCAGAUUACAAAAUAUUUGGCGGUCCAACAUCUGACAUGGAGGUAUCUUCGUCUUCUGUUACCACAGUGGCAAGUAUCCCAGAAAUUACACCUAAAGUGAUUGAUACCUGGAGACCUAAACUGACGAGCUCCCGGAAAUUUGUAGUUCAAGAUGACCCAAACACUUCUGAUUUUACUGAUCCCUUAUCGGGUGUCCCAAAGGGUGUGCGGUGGGAGGUGCAGUCUGGGGAGUCCACCCAGAUGGUCCACAUGAACGUGCUCAUCACCUGUGUCUUCGCCGCCUUCGUCCUGGGCGCCUUCAUCGCUGGCGUGGCAGUCUACUGCUAUCGCGACAUGUUCGUGCGCAAGAACAGAAAGAUCCACAAGGACGCCGAGUCGGCCCAGUCGUGCACAGACUCCAGUGGAAGUUUCGCCAAACUGAACGGCCUUUUUGACAGCCCGGUGAAGGAAUACCAACAGAAUAUCGAUUCUCCGAAGCUCUACAGCAACCUGCUGACCAGCCGGAAAGAGCUGCCGCCAAGCGGAGACCCGAAGUCCAUGGUGCUGGACCACCGCGUCCAGCCUCCGGAGCUGGCCGCCCUCCCCACGCCGGAGUCCACCCCGGUGCUGCACCAGAAGCCCCUGCAGGCCAUGAAGAGCCACUCGGACAAGGCCCAUGGCCACGCGGCUUCCAGGAAGGAUGCCCCCCAGUUCUUCCCUUCCAGCCCUCCGCCCCACUCCCCGCUGAGCCACGGGCACAUCCCCAGUGCCAUUGUCCUGCCGAACGCCACCCACGACUACAACACGUCUUUCUCAAACUCCAAUGCUCACAAAGCAGAGAAGAAGCUGCAGCACGUGGACCACCCCCUCACAAAGUCCUCCAGCAAAAGGGAUCAGCGGCGCUCUGUGGACUCCCGAAAUACCCUCAACGAUCUCCUGAAGCAUCUCAACAACCCCACCAGUAACCCCAAAGCCAUCAUGGGUGACAUCCAGAUGGCCCACCAGAGCCUGAUGCUGGAUCCCGCGGGGCCCAUGUCUGAGGUGCCCCCCAAGGUGCCCAACCGGGAGGCAUCGCUCUACUCCCCACCUUCAACGCUCCCCAGAAACAGUCCGACCAAGCGAGUGGAUGUCCCCACCACUCCCGGGGUCCCCAUGACCUCUCUGGAAAGACAAAGGGGUUAUCACAAAACUCCCUCGCAGAGGCACUCUAUCUCCGCCAUGCCUAAAAACUUAAACUCACAGAAUGGUGUUUUGUUGUCGAGACAGCCCAGUAUGAACCGUGGGGGAUACGUGCCCACCCCCACCGGGGCGAAAGUGGACUAUAUUCAGGGGACGCCUGUGAGUGUCCAUCUCCAGCCUUCCCUCUCCAGACAGAGCAGCUACACCAGUAAUGGCACCCUCCCCAGGACGGGACUAAAGAGGACACCGUCCUUAAAACCUGACGUGCCACCAAAGCCUUCCUUUGUUCCUCAGACAACGUCUGUGAGACCCCUGAACAAAUACACCUACUAGGCCUCCAGCGUGCCGUUCUGUGUGGCUUUUUUCUGUUCGUGCCUGGAGAGGUACCUUAAGACGAGACAUCUGCUUGUAUUUUAAGAGAAACAACGGGCCAAAGAGACUCUCUCCCUUUGGCAGCAUCAGAACUAGCCCCAUGUAGCUCCGUGGCCAGGCUUCUGUGUUCCUGCCUGAAAACAAAGGAAGGUGCUGGUCAUUCCAUUUCUUUUGUUUGAAGCUAAUGUGGUGUGUAGCUCCGAAGGGCUACUUUACCAGUAGGAAGAGCGGAUUCAGUACUCAGAAGAAUCUGUGAACAAAUACUUGAAAAUGGGUUCAAUUCAGACUACCAUUACGUGUGGUCUUCCCAUUCAAUGUGAACAUUUUAACUAUGUAUGCAUUCACCUUGCCUCUUGCACAAAUGUCAAAAAAAUAAAAAAGAUGGUAAUGUCUCAAAGAAACAAACUCAUAGAUUACCAUGCAGUUUGCUGAAAAUUCAAUCUUCUACCCAAACUGUAGCAUUUUUUUCCAACUGUAGCAUGAGCAUUUUUCUCAUGCCACCAACAAACCGUAUUGCAGCUGUGAGUGUGUAUAUGUGUGUGUGUGUGUGUGUGUGUGUGUGUGUGUGUGAGAGAGAUAGAAAGAGAGAUUCUGAGUUCCGUAUCCACUAGGAUUCGUGUAGAUUCCCAUUGCAACUUUCUGUGCUAUGGAACCGUUUACAUUGACUGAAUAAGAGACACUCAUUUCUUCCCAUGCCAGCCCAUUGGGUCCAGCUCUGAAAGGGGCCACAUCCCAGACUCCUCCUGCAACAGUCAAAUAUGAGCUUCAUUUCUGUGGUACCCAGUGCCAGAAUGUAAGAGUUCCCAUAAUUUUGUGCUGCUAACCCUUAAAACUUCUGUUCCAGGCCCGCAGGCUUGCGGAGCUAGAGAUACCAAGAGGUGCCCUUGGUUUAGCCACCAGUAUUGAGUAGUAAAAUUUACCUGCCCACUGUGAACCGAAGCCUGGGUCACUAUUUAACCUCAGACACACUAAUAAGGGUUGAGUUUGGGUUUGGGUUUUCUUUUGUUCCCCAUAGAGUAAAGAUGUUUCACCCCUGAUUCCUCCUUCCCCCAAGGUAAAAGAAAUUCCAAAAACAAGAACAGUACAAAAGAAAAGACCUAAGAGAGGAGUCAUAAUUGGCGUCACAGGAAUGGUCUGUGAAGACAUAAUGAGUAGUUACAAUCAUGCUGUCUCUGUUGUGUUAUGUGAGGAUUGUCUCCUGAGUCAUGCAGGUUAUGACGUACUGUAAAUAUCACAUGUGAGUUUACCUGAAUCUGUGCAUUUUGUGCCUUAUUCAUGAGAACGAUAGAAGUACUAAAAUAUGUCAAGUGUUUUCAAUAUAGCACAUCAUUUACUGAGUGCCACUUGUAAAUGUUUUUCAACCAGCACCUAAAGACUUUU